UUAUAACCCAAUGUGUCGCAGAUAUAAACAUAAAAGAUUAAUGAUUUUCAAGAAGGCAGCAAAUAUUUAUUUGUGUAGAUAGAAGCAAUCUCUUGAUCAUGAGAUAAAUCCUGCAACAAAUAUUACAACUCUACAUAGACUAGACAUAUCUUUACGCAAAACAUUUCGUACCUACUACCUUGUGUUUACAAACUCUAGUGAGGUGGGAAUACGAGAGGUUAAGAAAUAUGAGUUUUGCGAGAAAUAAACUUUCGAAGCUAUUUCGACCAGUAAAUGUUCUUCCGAAAAACGUCGAAGUGCAAUACGAUGGAAUUUCGAAGAGUCAGAAGCUGAUGCUGGACAUGGGCUUUAUAAGAGCUGCUAGCCCAGGAUUUUUUCAUCUGUUACCUCUUGGAGAAAGAGCUUUGCAAAAACUUAUUAACAUUGUUGAAAAGUACAUGCAAACUAUUGGUGCACAAAAAAUACUAUUACCAUUAUUGACAAAUGCACAGUUGUGGAAAGCAUCAGGUAGAUGGACCACAGAAGAGCUGCUUACUCUGCAGGAUCGACACAACAAGACUUAUGUACUGAGCCCAACACAUGAAGAAGCAGUUACUGACCUGAUAGCAUCUGUACCACAAUUAUCACAUCACCAUUUCCCACUCUUAUUGUAUCAGAUAGGAAGUAAGUUCCGAGAUGAAAUGAAACCACGGUUUGGUUUAAUGAGAGCAAGAGAGUUUAUUAUGAAAGACUUGUACUCGUUUGAUACCUCAGUUGAAAAUGCAGAAGUCACAUAUGACACUGUAACUACAGCUUACAGCAACAUCUUUAAGGAAAUAGGGGUUGAAUGUAUGAAAGUUCAGGCGGCAUCAGGUAUAAUGGGUGGGACUCUUUCCCAUGAGUACCACUUCAUUUCUGAAGCAGGGGAAGACAGAUUAUAUAUUUGUGAAAGUUGCAACUAUGUUGUAAGUGAAGACAUUUUUUCUGGAGAAUGCCCAGAAUGCAAAAGCAAAAAUUUCAAGAGACGGAUUGGGAUAGAGGUGGGCCAUACAUUCUUGCUUGGUACAAGAUAUUCAGCUCCACUAAAAGCAGUAUUUCAGACAUCAGAUGGUACCAACGGAAUUUUGCAGAUGGGGUGCUUUGGCCUGGGGCUUACAAGAAUUCUAGCAGCUGUUAUUGAAUCUCUGUCUUUGUCAUCAGAAAUUAGAUUACCCUUUUCCUUAGCUCCAUUCAAAACUUUAAUCAUACCACCAAAGGAGGGCAGUAAAGAAAGUUUUACAACAUAUUUGUCUGAAGAAUUAUAUGACACAAUCAAUUCUUUAGAAUUAUUCAAAAAUGAUGUUGUGAUAGAUGACAGAUGUCAUUUAACAAUUGGAAAGAGGUUAAUGGAAGGACGAAAAAGUGGAUUCCCAUUUAUAAUUAUUGUGGGUAAAAAGGCAGUUGCUACACCACCAUGCUUUGAAGUACAUGAUGUUUUGAGUAAUAUGGAAAUAUCACUUCCUCUUCCUGAUCUGAUCAAGUUUAUACAAGAGAGGGUGAAAGUAGAUACCAUUUCAGAAAUGGAAGUUUCUGUUUCUUCCAGUGUAUAAUUCACUAAAUUUUCUUAAAAGUUGUUGUGAAUAAUCACAUCAAACUUAAUUUAUGCCCACUGUGAAAAUAAAAAUAUAUUUAUAUGAGCAAACA
This is a messenger RNA of Schistocerca nitens (vagrant locust), 1662 nucleotides long. It is a transcript of the gene ProRS-m, whose product is annotated as probable proline--tRNA ligase, mitochondrial. Gene Ontology annotation, biological process: prolyl-tRNA aminoacylation. NCBI's taxonomy places the organism in Eukaryota, Metazoa, Arthropoda, Insecta, Orthoptera, Acrididae. Gene Ontology annotation, cellular component: cytoplasm; mitochondrion. The transcript has 7 exons. The record is from RefSeq and is a predicted model, not a curated record. Gene Ontology annotation, molecular function: ATP binding; proline-tRNA ligase activity. Bases 228 to 1568 code for a protein of 446 amino acids.